AUGGCUUCAAUAAACCACAUUUUCCAUUUUCGAGUCACUCGUCUUGCUGUAGGCCCCAGCGGGCGAGCCCCUGUUCAUGAAGCCAUUGCAGCGCACUCCUCAGCACUCAAGGCUGUAGGGCGCCUCAUCCCACACGCCAACGAUGACCCGAACAACUACGACGAGAUAUCCGCGGCUAUCAUGUGCUUAUUCCUGUCAGAGAUUCUCCAUGCCUUUGACACCCGGAAAUCGACCUUUCUCGGAGCGCCUGAAUGGAAAAUAGAGCCGUUUCGCGAUGUGGUUCAAGAUCCCCUGCAGACUCUUUUGAGUGAAGCCGGCGCCAUACCUGCCAUUCUUGAAAUGCUUGAUCACUGCAGCGACAAGAACGGGCUAGUCGCUCGUCAAGCUGCAACUCAGUUUCUGGAAGCUAUCAAUCGACUGGAUCGCUGGCACAAGUCAGUAAAUAUGACUGUGGGAGACUUCACGCCUUUACCAGAAACCUCACUAGCCGGGACCAACUUCGAAUUCCCGAAUAUCACCGUAGCGAAUUCGUUAAGUCACUACUGGGCGUUCUGGAUCAUCUGCGCCAUCCAGAUAAAGCGGUUAGCAGCACAGCACCCAGAUAUCUCAGAGGACUGUCUCCUGAUAGAUGGCGAGCGCCCUGAGAACGAAGUGGUGACCCGAAAGGUUCUCCGAUUCUCGAGUUCUAUCCUUGCAAGUACUGGCUAUUUGAUGCGAGAGGAUAUGAAGCUCUAUGGCACAGCCUCCGCCUUCUUUCCUCUGCACAUUGCGAGGAGUGCGUUGGAAAUGUUUGGAGGCAGUGACGGGGCUAUUGGUGAGGAGUUGAGGAAGAACGCUGAGAUCAUACACCAAAGAGGAUAUGAUGAUGUAUUAUUGCAUAUUGGCACAACACUGCUUAGUUGA
Molecule: messenger RNA, 903 nt
Organism: Colletotrichum siamense
Lineage: Eukaryota; Fungi; Ascomycota; Sordariomycetes; Glomerellales; Glomerellaceae
Exons: 3
Coding region: 1-903 (300 amino acids)
Source: RefSeq, a predicted model, not a curated record